AUGCCAGCAAUUCCCUUUAUUGCCUCAUUUCUAGAGCAUGCUAUCGUGCAUCGUGCUACUGCAUCGCCCCCUAAUGUGACUGCGGCUGCAAGUUCCUCACAACUCGAGGUUGUCUGCGCCUGGCCGGUUUCCGGUCAAUAUGGCCCGGGCACCCGAUUCCUAUACUAUAUCUUGAUUGCAGCCUGUGUGGUCGCUCGCAAAGUAGAAUGGAUUCGGAACGCUUGUCUGGCCGCUGUGUUACUUUUCCCCGCUAUUGCGGCUCUUCAUGGGAUUGUGCUUGCUGCGCUUCAUGUCGACGGCGCUAUCGAUAUGGAUGUCUAUGGGGCAUUCCAGCUAUGCGCAAUCGGCAUAUUAACCGCCCCAGCGACCGUUAGGCUGUCACGGACCUACUUCAAUAAUCCCGGCCGUGAUAUCAUAUUCUUGUGGACAGUCCUUCUCCUAGUCGGGCUAGUAAGCUUGAUUGUGGAAUUCAUGCGCCUCAACCCCACUAUUUGCCCAGGUGACGACCCGGCAAGUAUUUUCUGGGCCUCAACAGGGGGCGCAAAAGGUGGUGUAUUUCAAUAUGGCUCCAACUGUAGCAUUGUUUGUAAUACGGAUGAUGGGCCAUUCUCACCGUUGCGACUGGACGCAGCCGACAAUAUCUACGUGAUUCCAGUGCCUCAUGAGCUGACAUUCAAUGCUACGACGCUCAUUGCGGCUGCAUGCUGCAUUCCUGCCAUCCUGUCGUUGGUAUCUAUGUGGAUCAAAAUUCUGGAUGAUAACUGGGAGAAGUUCUCGACUGGAAAACCUAAGCAGAAGCCAGACGAUCUCAUUCUGGGAACCAACGGAGCUACUAUCAACCAUAUGACUGGAAUCACCAACAAGAUAAGCAAAUGGCUGGCUCUCAUUGAGAUACCAGUGUUUGCUGCUGCAGUGCUGGGAAUCCUCGUUAAAGGGGAAAUGAACUUCUGGAGUACGCCACUGAGGUACCAAACAGAGCCUAUACAAAGUAUUGGUCAAUGGGCGCCAAUCGUUGGUACAGCACUCGCUGCAUUAGGAUCACUGUAUCUGCUUCUCUCUGCGGAUAUGAAAGCCGCAGAAAAAGAAGAUGGACAGCAACAAGAGAUUAUUGUGGGGAAAUGCCAAAAUUGUGACUGUGCUGUUUCAGACACCGGAAGCAGUUCUCGACGAGACUCUAGAACAAGUGCCGAGAGACAGGACCUCGAUAUGGAACUGAAAGCCAUACGCCGCCAUACUACCAACCAAACCAAUAUCACCCAGCCCGAUCUAGGAAGACGGAAGGUUGCCCGCUUAUUCAAUGCAGCAAGUGACUUUAUGACCACCAAAGCUCACAACCAAAUCGAGAAAACGGGGUUCAAACCCGAAGCGAAAACAACUUACCCGGAGACACCAGGAGAGAGAUACAAAAACUCAGAUCUCCAAAAACAAAUAGACAAAUACAAAAGGUCUUCUACACCUGAUAACCGAUCAAGAGCUGGGAGCAGCAGGGGCUCCGUAGACAAUGGCGAAGGCAGCUCAAGGAGGCCCCGGAGUCCAACGCGGCGUUCAGUGCCUACCCCAGCUGUCUCACGGCCAAGAUCCCUGUCCUCCUGCGUCCGCGUCCGCGGGUUGGCAACGACAGUUGAGUCCGUUCGAUAUAACGUCGACCUCGCGAAGCAGAGCACCAUCUAUUUCGGAGGUCAGCCCCACAGCUUCAUCACCGGGGCUUCAGAACUGGUGUUAUCCACACCGCGGCAACACCGGAUAGCCAUCCGGUCUACCCCCGCCCGACACAACCCCAGAAAGAGUUCCAUCCCGGCAGCCCCUGAUCCGACGAUAAUCGUACGAUACUAUCAAAUGGCAUCAAAUUCACCGGAUAACGAAACACCUAACGGGCGGCCCUCCAAACGGCGCCGUGUAGCCGUCGCCUGUGAUGCAUGCCGAACCCGCAAAUCCCGAUGUGACGGCAAACGGCCCAGCUGCUCGCUAUGUCAGGAUUUAGGAUUUGAAUGUGUUUACACGCCACCGCCAGCGGCCACUAAUCUCAUUGUACAGAAAGAUUAUCUGCAUGGGCUUGAAGAUAGGGUAAAGAGGCUUGAGGAGUCUUUUGGAGCUGUUAGGGGUGAUUUGGAUGGGUUGGCGAAAAGGGUUGAUCGUGGGCCCGAAAAGGACAGGAAAAGGGGGUCUGCUAUCUCUGGUCAUAAUGUUGGGGAGAGUCAGGGUGAUGCGAGAAUUGCUACACCGAUGCCUAAUUUGAUUGGGACGGAGGAUUCAGUCGACGGUAUGGGUGCAGUGAUUUUUGAGGAUGAGGAGGAUUCCGGGUUCUUUGGCCCUUCUUCAAAUAUUGCAUUUCUUCGGCAUUUGUCGAGCGCUAUUGUUCAGCCGGGGUAUUUCCCUUCACCUGGCGCCGCUGAGGGUGGCUUCGUGAAUGCAUCGAGGCCAUCAUCACCUCCACGUCAGAGAGGGCAAGAUCAGCGCAUACAAGUGAACAUAUUUGCAUUACCGCCGCAGGCAAACACUUUGGAGCUCAUCCAACGCUACUUCUCUAACACGGGCUUGCUAUUUCCGUACAUAUACCCGCCCUUCUUCCUGGACAUAUAUCACCAGAUGGUACGGGAGAACUUCAGUCGGGUAAGGAGAACUUGGCUCGGCUUGUUAAACAUGGUUCUGGCUAUGGCUACUAUUGCUGCAAUUCCUGGAAGUGCGAGUGCAGAUGCUCGGAUCAAAGAAUCGGAUGUCUUUUAUCAGCGUGGCGUUGGCUUGUGUGGGAGUGAAAUCCUGCGAGGGACAACCCUAGAAGUGGUUCAAUAUUUGCUCCUGAUGGGCCAGUACCUCCAAGGCACGCAAAAGUCAAUACAAGCAUGGACCGUCCAUGGAUUAGCCGUCAAAGCCGCUCUUCAGCUUGGAUUACAUUCACGGCAUGCAUCUAAACUAUUUUCUCCUAUGGAGCAGGAGAUGCGAAAGCGGACUUGGUACGGCUGUGUGGUUUUAGACCGAACUUUGAGCAUGACUUUUGGCAGACCGGCAGCUAUUCCAGAUAGCUACGUCAAGCUCGAGCUGCCCAUGAAACGGGAAUUUGAAGAUUCAACAGGACCUGCGGAUGAAGAUCCAGCGGCCUUGAGCGUUGUAUUCUUCAACUCAACGAUUGGACUUUAUAAACAGCUUUGGAACGUCCUAGAGCUUCUCUAUGGCCAAAACAUCGGCUGCGACGGCCCAUUGCCAGUCAGCGAAACUGUGGCCCAUAUCUUCGGCUUAGAACAGCAGUUGUUCUCCUGGGAACGGUCGCUUGCCCAUCCAUUACAACUCAUAUCUUCGGCUAGCAUUGCGAAUCUGCCUCAUGAUCAGAUGUCAUCUAAUUCCCAAUAUCUCUCGUUGAAGUUUCAAGUCAUCCUGACCUUGAGAUAUCUUAAUCUUCGAGUGUUACUCCAUCGCCCAAUACUGGUCAAAUUCAUCACCGCAAGCAGGUCCCCUGAUCGCGAUCCUCAAGAUAUGAGAUUGUUGCAACAGAUUGGUAUGAACAGCUUACAUAUAUGCGCUGAUUCCGCGAUGGAGAUCAUUGAUAUCGUACAUCACAUGGUAUCAGAACCUGGAUGGAAGCACAGCCUCUUAGGGGCUUGGUGGUUCUCAUUAUACUAUACUUUCAACGCGGCACUGGUCCUCAUUGGAGUGGUUUGGAUCUACCGUGAUACCAACCUAACAAGCUCCCCAAUGACAGAUCAAACAAGCAAAGCCAGACAUUAUCCCGGUCGCGCAGUAGCAGCACUUUCCAGGCUCGAUGAAAGAAACCGGUUGAUUGAUAGAUGUCGGUAUUACUUGGAACAAUUCAGCAAGGUCUUGAAUGAUCAUGAAACGAAUUUUGAUGCCUCAAUUACAACCCUUCCCGUUCUCCAUGGUAAUCGAGCAGGCCUCACAGGGGACGACUUCAAUUUCUCGCCAUUCGGUAUGGAGCUUGGCGAGUUCAUGAUGGAUGGGGAUCUUGUUGCGAUGAUGGAUCGUCAGGGACUUAUUCCCGUAGAUCCCGAUUCAGCCUUUACUGCUUGA
Messenger RNA from Penicillium expansum, 4020 nucleotides. RefSeq lists its product as uncharacterized. Gene Ontology annotation, molecular function: zinc ion binding; DNA-binding transcription factor activity, RNA polymerase II-specific; RNA polymerase II cis-regulatory region sequence-specific DNA binding. Lineage: Eukaryota; Fungi; Ascomycota; Eurotiomycetes; Eurotiales; Aspergillaceae. Gene Ontology annotation, biological process: DNA-templated transcription; positive regulation of transcription from RNA polymerase II promoter by galactose. Gene Ontology annotation, cellular component: nucleus. Bases 1 to 4020 code for a protein of 1339 amino acids. The record is from RefSeq and is a predicted model, not a curated record. The transcript is spliced from 12 exons.